GUUUAAUGGUCGCGCGCCAACCUUAACCAUUUGUUGUCUAUAUUGGCAGCAACCAGCAACAAUCUCGACGCUCACUUGUUCUUUCAACCACCGGGGGUUCGGAGCAAGGUACCACUCUCGCGCCUGGCAAUUAUUGUUUCUUUGCGUGAAAAACUGUUCGGUGGUUCAUGCGGACUAUUUGCUACGGAAUUUUUUGUUUAAUUAUUUUUUUUUUGUUUUUUUUUAAAUUUUUAGGUUUAAGGCAAAUAGUAAAAUGGCCAGCGUUCUAAGAUGGUAUAAUAGUUUUAUGUUGGAAUAUCAAGAUGAGCUCACAAAAGAUUGGAUCAUGGUGGGGAGUCUUGGAAAAUUGUUGCUCUUGCUUAUAGCCUAUGUAACUUUUUGUACGAAAAUUGGACCUAAAUUUAUGAAAGAUCGGAAACCCUUCAAGUUGGCCCGUACUAUACAGCUCUAUAAUAUUUUUCAAGUUUUAGCAAAUAUUUACCUGGUACAUGAGGGACUAAGUAGUGGUUGGUUUACCAGCUACAACUUUCAAUGCGAACCUGUGGAUUAUACUGGAUCACCAUCAGCGCAUAGAAUGAGAAGUGCAGUUUGGUUCUACUACAUCAUUAAACUGACAGAUCUCUUGGACACGGUCUUUUUCGUUCUAAGAAAAAAAUACAACCAAGUGACUUUCCUCCAUAUGUACCAUCACAGUUUGAUGCCUAUUUGCUCUUACAUCGGAGUAACUUUUGUUCCAGGUGGUCAUGGUUCCUUGCUAGGCGUCUGUAAUGCUUUUGUUCAUAUCGUUUUGUAUUCGUACUACUUCUUGGCUUCGCUGGGACCCGAAAUGCAAAAAUACUUAUGGUGGAAAAAACACGUUACUAAACUUCAAUUGGUUCAGUUUCUUAUCAUCUUAGUCCACAACGUUCAAGUCCUUCCCAGAGAAUGCAAUUACCCCAAAGUCUUCAACGUUCUUCUAGCGAUCCAAGCCGGAUACUUCAUUUACCUUUUUGGCUCGUUCUACGUAAGAGCUUACAUUGAAAAGAAGCCACAACCUACAAUAAUCAAGGAUUCCACCGGAAAAACUGAAAAAAAUGGUAACACAAUCUUGCCCAAUGGAACAAUCGCGAAUGGAGAAGUUAAUGGAUACAUUGCCAACGGUGUUCUCAAUGGGCACGUGUCAAACGGAAAUAGUAUUAGUAAUGGAAAAUCUAAAACCAAUUAGGAAACUUAAAAAUAAACCAAAACCGUAUGACAAAAGUAGAGAUAAUUUUAUUUAAAUUCAGGUUGAGAAUGCUAUGCAUUCUAAAUUAUCUGAAGUGCGGUUAUGGUUGUUGGUAAAUGUUGACCUGCUCAAUUUUUACUUCUGUGAUAGUUUGUUGUAUAUGGUAUGAAAAUAAAUGCAGGAAAGUUUUGAAUAAAAUUUUUGCACUUGUUUGUUGGUCAGUAUUUGGUAAGUUCUGUUUUAAGUGCAGAACAUAGAGCAGGAUUCUUUAGAUGGGUAUGCAGGGUUUGCUUUUUUGUUUGUGAUUAUUUUUGCAAAUAUCGUUUCGAAUUUUUACUUUUUCUAAAAUGUUAACCUUAGUUUAUGUUUACUUUUUUGGAAUUGUACAUUGUGUCAAUGUAGAAUGUAGGAACUAAAAUUACUCCUAGAUUAGAGAGUUAUUGGAACUAUUAAAUACUGCCUCGCAGUAUUAAGGAUCUACGUUAUUUUAUUAGUGCAUCAGCACUAUUUUUCCAAGAAAAAAACAGUUAUUGAAAGACUGUGGUAGGUGCUAGAGUAUUACCUUAUUUUGUAUUCAUAAUUUUGACGGAUGAUAGCUAUGUUUAUAAAUUUCAGCCUCAAAAAGUGUUUAUUUUUGUUUGUGAUUUUCUGCUGAUACUCAUUUUUUGAUGUUACCCACAGUAAAAUGGAAAACUAUUGUAAAAAAUAAAUUUUUUAAGUAAAAUUACGUCAUCGACGAAAAGCAAAACGUCAAAGUCGUCCGAAAUGUCAGGAAUUUGAAAUAAGGGAAGUUUACUGCAUCGCACUAAUCAUACCUACACAAAUAAAGAAAAGCAGUAACCUUAUUAAGGGAAUCCUUAUUUUCAGACCCAAAUACGCAUGCGUAGAUGUCAAAAUAAGGCUAAUUUAAAUACUGCUUGUCCUUAUUGCACGUCCAAUAACUCUCUAUUAUCUCAGGCAUGGUGUAUUUAAUUGCUCUAUGAAAGUAAUUCCAACAUCAGCGUUUAAAAAAAAACAAAUACUACCUACAACAACAUAAUAAUUAACCUCUUUAGCCCUCUACCUUACGCAGAGCCACCUCAAUUGAAUGGAAAAAGCAGAUAUAUUACAUAAAUUUUAUUUUAUAGGUUUUUAUGGCAAAACUACUCAUGUUAUCACUUUAACGCGAGUAGGUUAUCGCAUUUUGAAUUGUAAAAUUUCUUCAAGUUGUCCAUCAAACCUGAAUUUUUUCAGGUUAAGAAAAGCGUCUCCAAAGUUGGAGUUAAAAUGAAUUUUCGAUUAUUUGUUGUUCCAUUCAAGCAAGUUAUAUAGGUACCUACUCACAUAUAAAAAUGUAUGAAAUAAAAUUCAAACUUCUGAGAUAACAGGGAUUUUUAGUAAAACGCUAGUUUAUGAAUAAUUAGUUAGCUACUAUUCAAUGCUGACACUUGGGUGGUGAUUGUGAAUAAAUACUUUAAAAAUAUGUAUUAUAAAUAGGUACCUUACUAAAAGUACCACACAAUAUCGAAAAAAGUUUUUGCCAAAACUUUUAUUUUUGCUCUAAAUCGUUCUCAAAGCCUUUAAAAAGGGAUAGGUAGGUAACUCUAAAUAGCACAGGAUUUUGAAAACUUUUCUAUAAGUAGGUACCUAUAAGCUUAACAUUAUGUUGAAUCGAUAAGUUGUCGUGUUUUAUAUUUAAAUAUUAUGUUAUAUGUAAUUAUUAUUUAUGUAUUAAGGGUAUUAACUAUAGAUGAUUGUGCGCUGACAGUUUGUAAAUCACCCGUGGGCAUAUUAUAAGGCAACAAGCAAUGCCCGUGGCUUAUACAAAAUUUUGUUUUAUUGGUUCUAAGUAAUGUAAAUAAAAUUUUACGUUGGUUUAUUCGGUAAACAUUAGCACUUUUAUAAGUUUUGUUCGUAUUUUUUCCAAUAUCCAAUUUAACUGGAACAUAUCUCGUAAUAUGUUUUCCUUCUCUCUUUUAGAAAUGGGUAUUACUUUAGCUUAAGAUAAAGUAUUUGAAACUUUCGUAAACGCCUUACAAAAAAUUUUGUUUAAUUAAGGUUUUGUAAUUUUCACGCUUAGAAACAUAAAUUUAUCUCAAAUAUUGAUAUUAUUUUCUAUUGAAUUAUUUUUAAUCGUUCUUGGUUUACAAAAUAGCAUAAAUAAUUUCUGGAGAAAAUAAAAUAAAGGGAAUUAUGAUCCAUGGUCAUUACACGUGGGUAAAUACACUUGGAUAGAAACAAUAGGAUAAUUAAAUUAAUAGUAAAUGCACAUUGGUAAAUUCUUUUUGUACACUACAUAUGGAACAUAUUAUUAUCUAAAUGUAACUGGGAAUAUACUAUUUUCCUCGAAGGUGAAAAAAAUAGUUAUCGUAUAAUGGGUUGUCAAAAAUAAAAUACAUUAUUUUGUUAUCUUUCUUUACAUUAAGGAUUUUUAUAGGUAAUUUUCAAAGAUGUUGUGAAAUUCUUACGAGAAUACAUAUUAAUAAGGUGCUACAGCCAAUAUCUUGCCCCAGAAUUGGUGCAUUUAUAAUGUAAAAAUGUAUAUUUAUUCAACAUGGCUUUUGAAAUUUGUACAUAAUUUUACUCAAUAAAUUGUAAAAAGAAUGUG
Messenger RNA from Ceutorhynchus assimilis (cabbage seed weevil), 3791 nucleotides. NCBI's taxonomy places the organism in Eukaryota, Metazoa, Arthropoda, Insecta, Coleoptera, Curculionidae. The record is from the annotation of a GenBank genome assembly.